GAUGCCCUUUGCUUGGGCUUUGUUUGCUGUGGACCCACAGGCUUCGUUGAAAACGGCAGGGCCCAGGACAUGUUCCUCCCCGACUCCCACCACCGAAGACGCGCACAAUCCCCUCGACACCUCCUACACGGCGUUCACCACGCGUCGCCCAACGUCUCCGUCGUCUAGAACACCCCGCAGCCACCCGGCCCCAGCCUCCGCGCGAUGGCUGCCACCAAACGCAAGAGCGAUCAUUUCGAGGAAAGACCCGACCACGACGACGACCACGGCGCAGACGGUGACCAGCCGAAGCAGAAUCACAUCCCUCGUCCUCCCAACGCAUGGAUAUUGUACCGCAAGCACAUGGCGGCCAUGCUCCGCCAACAAAGACUGGACACACCCGGCGAGCGACCCCUUCCCCAGUCCAUGGCCUCCAAAGAGAUUGCAGAGCGAUGGAGGAAGGAAUCCUACGAAGUCAAAUCCCAGUUCGAGCGACUCGCCGAGAUCGAAAAGCACAAGCACGCGAUGCAGUACCCGGACUACCGUUUCCAGCCGCAAUCGAAAGAACAGCGCGAACGCCAGAAGCAGCUCGAGAAAGAGGCCAAGCAGCGCGAGCGCGAGGCCGCUCGUAAAGCCGCCAAGAAACGUCGCACCAACCCGCCUACGAACCCGCAGCCACAGGCCCUCUACCAUACCCUCGCUUACCCCGCGACCGCGGGCGCAUCGACGUCAGGAAUGCAGCUGCAGCUUCCGCCGACGUCUUCAAUGCUUAGCGCGCCGAGCGCAAUGCCUUCGGGCGUCAGUUUCGUCAUUCCCACCCUCCAGCCCCCCGAAGAUCCCUACGGCCCGUAUGGGUCCACUCCGCCGUUGGCCGCCGCCGAAUUAUUUAACGAAGCGUCCCCGACUCCCUCGUCGUCAUCGGAAUCAAGUCGACAAUCUGUUCCCCCCGUGGAGACGCGACAGUCCUCCGCGGAACCAUCGAGUGUCUCUGCCCCUUCCCCAGUAAUUGCGGACCCAGGCGCAGUUGAAGUACAGAAAAUCGUCGAAGUGCUACAAGCCCAGCAAACAGUUGAAAGUAAGGUGCCGGAGCAAUGGUCAUUACCCCCUGUAAACCCACCGACCGUCACCUACCACGUACCCGCUCCCGCCGUCCCUGACGUCAACGCGUGGUCGCUGCAGGAUGGAAACAUGGUAUUCAAUGCAGCUGAUGCUACGAUGUUUGCCACCGACGCGCCUGGCGUCUUUCAGGUCGAGAAUUUCCCCGAGAAUCUCCUCACGAACCCGUUGCCGGGCUCGCUCGACUUCUCGCAGGGUCAACUACCUCCGCUCGAGAUGCCCGAAAUGCAAGCCUUGCUAGGCCAUUUUGACUUCAACUUUGAUUUUGGGCUGCCGCACGACACGAUGCCGUUCGGAUCGGGCUCUUUCUUGAAUGGUACAACGUUCGACGGAAAUGGCCAAGGGAAUCAGGAUCUGGUGUCCCAAUUCAUGAACUUUGAGGGCUUCGACGCUAACGCGUUCACUCCUUCGUCUUCGGGAUCCGCAACAAGCCCCGGGUACACCAUCGCUGGAACGCCUGCUACAGACCCCAUGUCGGUUGCGGACCACUCGCAUGGCGGAUACGUACCCCCGGCUGGCGCGGUCCAUACUAAUGUUCGGCGCGUUGCUGCUAGUUGGCCUCCCUCGUUUGCGAUCGGUGACGACGACGACCUGGGCGACGUCCAUCCGCCUACCCACGCCGUUCAGUACAGGAUUCCUACCUGAAGCUCGAGCCCUCCCUCUCCCCACUCUUGGAUCUAUCAACGCGUUAGCAUCGGCGGGGCUGCGUGCGCUUCGAAUGUUCUCAAUGUAAUGUGUACUAUCAUUAUUCCGCUUUUGCUUUCCCGUUCGUGCUCGUAGAUCCCCCACCCCUGCUCGCUUUUCGUGUCUAUACGCUUUGCUCUCCCAUCGCUGUUUUCCCCCCAUCCACCUAUUCUCCGCCAUCCCACAAGUUGUUACGCCUCCCGUGCUCCUGGCAUGGUGCCUCAGCUCUCCAUUCUUAUCUGAUCUCGCCAUCGUCAUCGUUAUCGCUAUGCCCUAUACUUGUCUGCUCCUACACGCCCUUCCUGAUCGACCUCGUGUCUGUCAA
Punctularia strigosozonata HHB-11173 SS5 is the source of this 2104-nucleotide messenger RNA. RefSeq lists its product as uncharacterized. The record is from RefSeq and is a predicted model, not a curated record. Bases 205 to 1740 code for a protein of 511 amino acids. The transcript is spliced from 2 exons. Gene Ontology annotation, molecular function: DNA-binding transcription factor activity, RNA polymerase II-specific; RNA polymerase II cis-regulatory region sequence-specific DNA binding. Gene Ontology annotation, biological process: anatomical structure morphogenesis; cell differentiation; regulation of transcription by RNA polymerase II. NCBI's taxonomy places the organism in Eukaryota, Fungi, Basidiomycota, Agaricomycetes, Corticiales, Punctulariaceae.